Dalotia coriaria is the source of this 1240-nucleotide messenger RNA. RefSeq names its product mitochondrial import receptor subunit TOM20 homolog. The record is from RefSeq and is a predicted model, not a curated record. Gene Ontology annotation, biological process: intracellular protein transport; tRNA import into mitochondrion; protein targeting. Gene Ontology annotation, cellular component: mitochondrial outer membrane translocase complex; mitochondrial outer membrane. Gene Ontology annotation, molecular function: transmembrane protein transporter activity. NCBI's taxonomy places the organism in Eukaryota, Metazoa, Arthropoda, Insecta, Coleoptera, Staphylinidae. The coding region runs from base 166 to 621 and encodes 151 amino acids. The transcript is spliced from 2 exons.
CACAUUGCAGCGGCCCACUGCACGAAAACGUGAUGGACGGUCGUAGGUUGUGAGUGCCGUUAAGCUUAUCCGUUCCGCACGCGAGCGAAACGAGCGAUACUCAUCCGGGUGAGUCGCGGUCGCGGUUUCUAGCUGGCUCAGGUAAUCAUCAUCGAAUCAUCCGCAAUGACUAGUUUAACGCCACGCACGGCGUUCGGCAUCGCCGCAGGCGUAUGCGGCACGCUCUUCCUCGGCUACUGCAUCUACUUCGAUCACAAACGGCAUAAAGAUCCCGAAUUCAAACGAAAACUGCGAGAGAAGAGGAGAGCAAAGAAGGCUGCUGGUAGUGGCAAACGCCACAUUACAAGCUUCCCAAAUAUGAAGGACCACGAAGCGGUGCAACGCUUUUUCCUCCAGGAAGUUCAACUGGGUGAGGAAUUACUCGGCGCUGGCGAUUUGGAAAACGGCGUCGAGCAUCUAGCGAACGCUGUCGCCGUCUGUGGACAGCCGAAUGAGUUACUGCAGGUACUACAGCAAACGCUGCAACCGCAAGUGUUCCAUCUGCUUAUCAACCGACUGCCGAACAUCGCGCCGCGCAUUGUCGCGCACGAACGGAAGAUGCAAGAGGACGACAUUGAAUAAGCGCAUGUCAUUGCCUUUUGUUGCUGCUAGUCGCGAAACAGUUAGAUGUAUGUAUGUCCAGGAUUUAAAAAUGAACAACGUUUUAAGUAACGCUCGCAUCUCCAAUUCUCUUAACAAACAAGCAAACACCGUUUAAUUCAAACAAAAAAAAACAAUCUGCGCAACUACAAAAUUUCUAUUCCAAAUGAAGCACCACUUUGGAAAAUCUCAUGUGUUACGUUUAAGUAGGAGAACACCGGCUCGGCAAUGUUUUUCUUUUUCUCUCGCUGGGCAGACUAUUGAAUACUUGAUGUAAAGUUUUGAAUAAACAAUGAAACCAAACAGCGCCGCGCUGAUUAUGUUAUAUAUUCAUUGAAUCGUGUGAGAUAGAACUCUGUAUAUGUAAAAUGGAUGGCCUGCAUGCACAACUCUCUCGGUAUAUUUUUAUUCCACUUGUUAUGAAGACUUAAGAUUCAUAUCUACGUUUCCCAGGGAAAACCGUGAUUGAAUUUGAUGGAAAAUUAUAAUAGACGAUAUAUUGAACAUGAUACACAUUGAUUGAGGGCGAUUUGCGUACGCGCAAACUUACAAUAAAUUGUUGAAUGAUAGAUGUUGGCAAUAAAAUUCUAAUGUUGGAUGA